This is a messenger RNA of Ipomoea nil (Japanese morning glory), 405 nucleotides long. RefSeq lists its product as uncharacterized. The transcript has 2 exons. The record is from RefSeq and is a predicted model, not a curated record. The coding region runs from base 1 to 405 and encodes 134 amino acids. NCBI's taxonomy places the organism in Eukaryota, Viridiplantae, Streptophyta, Magnoliopsida, Solanales, Convolvulaceae.
AUGAGGUUCGGCAAGAAGGGCAAGCUAAGCCCUAGGUUCAUUGGACCUUAUGAGAUACUUGAGAGGAUUGGAGGUUUAGCUUAUCGGUUAGCGCUACCUAUGGAGUUGGAGCGAGUGCAUAAUGUCUUCCACGUGUCCCAGCUAAAGACGUAUGUGCAUGAUCCGAUGCACAUAAUACCACUAGAGGUGAUCCCUCUAGAUGAUGACAUGUCUUACGAAGAGAGACCACUUCGGAUUUUGGAUUUCAAAACCCGGGAAACCCGCAGGAAAUCGAUGAAGAUGGUAAAGGUUUGGUGGUCACAUCACGGUGUAGAGGAAGCUACGUGGGAGUUGGAGUCGGCUAUGAGGGAGCGUUACCCAGAGUUGUUCACCUCAGUUAGCUUUGUGGGUUGUGCUAGGAGCUAG